CCACCUCAUGAAUCACCUCAUCAAGUUCAAAUGCAUUCACUACCACAGCAAAACCCCCAACAUAUAAUUCAUAUUCCAUGAAUGCCUCCCAAGACAAUAAUGCCUCAAUCCUCACAAUGGACCCUGACUCAGCCGCCCCCAAUAAACCAGAACCCCUAAAGCACCCACGUAGCCAUUAUUGGAAAACCACAAAAAAAGGCCGCAUCAUGGAAAAGUGGGUGCUGGAAAAGAAUAGCGAGGGGAAGACGGUGCGGAAGGUGGAUCUCGUGCAUCCGAAGACGGGAGCGAGGAAAAGGAAGAGGGUGGGACGGUAUGAUAGGUUGCCUGCGCUGGUGAGGAUUGCGAGUGGUGGUGCGAGGAUGGAAGGGGGGGAGGGGAAUGAUAAGGGGGAUGAUGUGGAGGAGGAUGGGGAGGGAGAGGGGGAGGGGAAGAAGAAGAAGAAGAAGUGUGUGGUUAUGUAGUCCGGUGGCUGGUCGGGAGAUGUAAUUCUG
This is a messenger RNA of Pseudogymnoascus destructans, 491 nucleotides long. RefSeq lists its product as uncharacterized. The coding region runs from base 78 to 461 and encodes 127 amino acids. Lineage: Eukaryota; Fungi; Ascomycota; Leotiomycetes; Thelebolales; Thelebolaceae. The transcript has a single exon. The record is from RefSeq and is a predicted model, not a curated record.